CCGGCAGUGCCAACCCAGGAAUGACGCUCGGGCCUCCGGGAUCCGCUGGGACCCCCCAGGAGAGGAACUGAGCACCACAAAGCGAUGCUGUCCAACCCGGCCGCCGCUGCCGCCCUGGAUCCGCAGACGCCGCAGACGCAGCAACAGCAGCUCCUGGCACUCCUCAAUGUCUCGGGCCGGCCCUUGGCCAGCCUGUGGCCGCCGUCCAGCGAGUGGGCCCCAUCGGGGGCGCCUUCGGAGCCGCCUCCGGGCACCGGCUGGGGGCAAGAGGCGGGCCGGGGGCCGGGCUGGGGCCGGGCGUGGCCUGUGGGGGCGGUGAGCCCGUGGGAGGUGGCCCUGUGCGCCACGGGCACGGCGGUGGCGGGCGAGAACGCGCUGGUGCUGGCCGCGCUGCUGUGGGCCGCCAGCCGUCGGGCGGCCGCCUUCCUGCUGAUCGGCAGCCUGGCGCUGGCGGACCUGCUGGCCGGCCUGGCGCUGCUGCUCCACUUCGCCGUGCGCCACCUGCUGGCGCCGCGCAGCGAGACGGCGGCGCUGGGCUCAGCCGGCCUGCUGCUGACCGCCUUCUCGGCGUCGCUGGGCAGCCUGCUGGCCAUCACCCUGGACCGCUACCUGUCGCUGCACAAGGCGCUCACCUACCGCCCCGAGCGCACGCCCGGCUCCACGGCCGCCCUGCUGGCCCUCAUGUGGCUGCUCUGCCUGGGCCUGGGCCUGCUGCCCCUGCUUGGCUGGAACUGCCUGCGCCCCCCGGCCGCCUGCAGCGUCCUGCGCCCGCUCACCAAGCAGCAGGCCGCCCUGCUGUCCGCCGCCUUCCUGCUGCUCUUCGCCCUCAUGCUGCAGCUCUACCUGCAGAUCUGCCGCGUGGCCUGCCGACACGCCCAGCAGAUCGCCGGCCAGCGCCACAGCCAGGCCGCCUCCAGCAGCAGCAGCAGCCGCAAGGGCCUCGCCACUCUCUCGCUGGUCCUGGGCACCUUCGGCCUCCUGUGGGGCCCCCUGGCCGUCUACGCCCUCGUGGCCGACGCCACCUACCCGCCCGCCUACACCUACUCGCUGGCCCUGCCGGCCGCCUGCAACUCGCUGCUCAACCCGCUCAUCUACGCCUUCCGCACCCCGGAGAUCCAGAAGGCCCUCUGGCUGGCCUGCUGCUGCUGCGCCCCCGCCACCUUCGCCCGGCCCACGACCUCCAGCCACGUGUGAGGCCCCCCCGCAGCCCCCCUCGCGGGGGAAAGGACGCUUCUCGACGGAUGUUUCUUCUCUUAGGCGUGUGGUUUUAUGCCCGAAAACAGGAGCCUGGAGAUGUUUGGGACCACUCGUU
This is a messenger RNA of Sphaerodactylus townsendi, 1312 nucleotides long. Its product is annotated as G-protein coupled receptor 12-like. NCBI's taxonomy places the organism in Eukaryota, Metazoa, Chordata, Lepidosauria, Squamata, Sphaerodactylidae. Gene Ontology annotation, molecular function: G protein-coupled receptor activity. Gene Ontology annotation, biological process: G protein-coupled receptor signaling pathway. Gene Ontology annotation, cellular component: membrane. The transcript has 2 exons. The coding region runs from base 85 to 1194 and encodes 369 amino acids. The record is from RefSeq and is a predicted model, not a curated record.